GCCUGCAUUUCAUUCUGCGGACUGGUGCCGUUAAUAGUUCAUCGUAUUGAAACGAAUAUUUAUGAUUGUGAUGCCUAACCUAGCAUGUUUCUGUUCGCAACUGCUGCUGCUACAUCUUCUGGACCAAAGACAUACUCUGAACGUCGCAAAGAGGCUGAGAAACUUGCUGCAUUGAGAAAUGCUCAACAUCGCAAGAAGAGCCGACGGCAGUUGGAGUUGGAGUCGAGGGAAGAAGGGCUGCGCAAGAGUCUCUUCGAGCGGGCGAAAGAAGAAGAAGAAGCCGGCUCUGGACAGCAGAAUAAAGCAUUGGCGAUGAUGAUGAAGAUGGGAUUCAAACCUGGUCAAACAUUGGGUCCAUCAGACGAGGUUGCGACUAAACCUGAUACUUCUGCUGCGGGCCCUUCGUAUGUUCUUGGAAAGCGAAGGCUCUCCGAACCUCAAGAAGAUGAAGCCAAUGGUAUGGCUACCAUUGCUUCCAGACAUAGAGCGGUACCUCUGCCAUUGAGUGAAUGGGCAGGCAAGAAGGGGAUUGGACUGGGCAAACGAGCCGCUUCACCCAGCGCAACUGAACGAUUGGCUAAGAUGGCGAAGAUGGCAGAGGAUCGCGACCAUUUGGAUUUCCGGGACCGCGCCCGUCAAGAAUAUGAAGAACGACGUGCGGAAGGUCAAUUGGGACCUGCCCAACGAACUUGUGUCACAUUGGAUGAGAAAGAUGGACGAGAGUUCAAUGUUCUGUGGUUGAACCCGAACAAUCCGGAUGGAUUCCCGGAGGGUUUCCUUGAUGCCUUGAAUGAUCCUGUUCUCGUUGCCUCCAUUCAUCGGAACCGCGUUGACACCUCUCUUGAGGGACGCCUACGCGCUCGAAUGCAGGCAGAUGCAUUGCAGCCGUUGACUUCAACUCUCGAUGAUGUCGAGAGUCGCAAGGAUAAGGUUACACUUGCGAAGACAACUUAUUCGGAGGAAGAUAUAAAGGAAGCCACUCAAUUCUUGCGACUUGGCCCGAAAGAUAGACUCACUCUGGUCCUGGAGUAUUUACGACGGCGAUAUGCCUAUUGUUUCUGGUGCGGUACAGAGUACAAUGACCAGGAAGACCUUGAGAACAAUUGUCCCGGCCCCGAUGAAGAGGAUCAUGACUGAGCCAAGGAUAGCUAAUUACAGGAGCUGUAAACAAGAAUUUGAUAUGCUAGGCACGACAAUGUAUCAAAUUUAUAGCAGGAUGCCGUCAAUAGACACAAAGAAUGACAUCUGUGAUGGGUGCUGAAAUGGACAAUGGCGGGAUAAACCGCCCGGGGAGGGAGCGUGUGUUGAAAGGGCACAAAAGAGUCGAAGCAAACAGAGUUGAUAACUG
Messenger RNA from Somion occarium, 1348 nucleotides. NCBI's taxonomy places the organism in Eukaryota, Fungi, Basidiomycota, Agaricomycetes, Polyporales, Cerrenaceae. The record is from the annotation of a GenBank genome assembly.